Messenger RNA from Cladocopium goreaui, 1303 nucleotides. The record is from the annotation of a GenBank genome assembly. Lineage: Eukaryota; Dinophyceae; Suessiales; Symbiodiniaceae.
GGGUGUGUGUCUUUUCCCUGGCUUCUAUCAGCUUCUAGCGUAUUUGCUGCCUCGGCCCAGACCGUGCCCAUUGACGCAGCUAGCCAUGGACCUGAAGUCGGGAAGGUCGUUAAGCGCUGCCAUGAUUGCAGGCAGUUCUUCCGUGGGCGCAGACACGCAGUUGGUCAGCGAGGCCUUGUAUGGCAUGUUCCUUCUGAGCCGUCGGUCGGGCCUGGAGAUCGGCAAGGAUGCAGCCGCCCUUCGCAGUGACGACAGCUUGAGCACUUCUGCAGGGUCUGAGGGCUCGGAAAUCGACCGAUACGAGCGCCAGGAGAGCGCAGAUUUUAAGCCGCCACCGGGCUUGGAGGCCAAAGGUUUACUGCCUCCACCAGGUUUUGAGGACAUAGAGCCACUGUCGCUGCUAUCUAUGGAAACGCCAAUGGCCACUGAUGGAUGUUCAUACAGUUUGAUGCCUUGGACGGCCAGCCUAGCGUUGAGUCGCCACCUCCUGGGGCUGCUGUCCUCUCGCCGAGGCAAGCAACGCUUACGUUCCGUCGAACAGCAGAGCGGCGCCCAACUCAUGCUGGACGAGCAGUGGCAAAUGCUCCACCUUGCUGGAGCAUGCCCUUCGAUCUACAAGGCGCAAGAGCUGUUGGAAAUCAUGGAAGGCUUCACCGUGGACAUCUCCAGUGCCAUGUGGACCGAACUCAUGCGAUGCCGCCGCGAGGACGAGGACAGCGGGUCACCAUUGACCUUGAGCAAAGUGCAAGAGAUUGUGGGCUACCGUGUGCACGUGGAACGAGACUCUCGGGCCUUGAGGAUCUUUGGACCAAAAAACAUGGAGUCGAGCGCAGCGAUUUUGCUGAAGAGGUUGGAGGAGCUCUGUGUCAAGGAAGUUUUGAAGUUGCCGGAGGAUUGCGAUUGGAAUGAAAUCAAGAUUCUGCAGAAGAGCGGCAAUCUCACGCUGAGGGUGGAAGGGGAGUUCGUGGAGCUGGAGGGCAUCCAAAGUGCGGUGCUAGAGAUGAAGCAGGAGCUGUGCAAGCGCCUCAAAGUGAUGGAACCCCAGGACCUGCGGCAAUGUUGGAAGCCUCGCCCAUGGUGAGAUGAUGUGAGAUGCGCUGCUUCUCUUGAGAUUGACGCACGAGAGGUUGAGAAUGAUGUGAGAAUGAUUUGCUACUUUUUUUUGUUCGCCCUGAGAGGGCGAAUCUGCACAGAAGCAUCCACCUGCGAUUGUUAGAUCCCUUGCCAAGCACAAGGCACAAAAUGGCAAGGAAAUUUGUGAUUUGUAAAGCCCCACCUUUCCUUUCCGACCCUUUGAGUUGAG